AUGUCUGUCGAGUGUCGCGCCGCGAAUAAACAGAGAGGUUCGGGGCAAGGAGGGGGGGGGGGGGGAGGGAGCGAAGUCUGUUUACCGCGCUACCUGCCCGCCGCGACCACCUGUAUGAGCCUUGGGGAUGCCAGCGCUAAAAAACUUACCAGUGUCGCUCGCGCGCGCCCGCUACGUUCGCACGCCGCCGCCCGCCGCCGCGAACACGUCAGCAAACUUUCCAAGCGCGUGCCAACUUUGAGGGACACAAUUGACUGUUUGCCCCGCGAGCGAGUUCUGUUCCCGUCCUGUGCGUGUUUCUGUGGUGUUGAUGUGGUACACGGUGGUCUGAAGAUGCGGGGCGCCUUGCAGGCGUGCUGGCUGGCCCUAGCUCUGGCCGCGGCGGUCGCAGCGCAGGCCGACACCAGACAUUUAUCAGGUCAGUUACUCGACAAGCGAACGGAGAGCACUCGUACCUAUCGCAACCUAUCGAAAGUUCAGUUUGAGUUUGUAAUACGUCUUGGGAGCGAUGCGUGGUCGAGACUGCCGUGUGACGUGGUCGCGUUGAACCGGUAUCUG
Molecule: messenger RNA, 558 nt
Organism: Iphiclides podalirius (scarce swallowtail)
Lineage: Eukaryota; Metazoa; Arthropoda; Insecta; Lepidoptera; Papilionidae
Source: the annotation of a GenBank genome assembly